CACUCUCUGUGCAAUCGAGUACACAUUCUUCAAGCUUUGAGCACAGACUGCAACCCCUGGGCUGUUCCCAGUUUGCUUAAAACGGUCGACCCGAACCUUAGGUUCGCUACCACCAGUACUGGAUUCACAAGCAAGGAUGGAGAGACUUCGUACAUGUGAAAGGAAAGAUUGCAAGGCAAACAACAUCUCAUGCGAUUCCGAACCAAGCUGAAACAAAUCAGAGCAGCUAUCUCCCGUGAGCGGACCAACCCCACCCUUCCAAAACGGUGCAACCCCAACGGCUAAGUGUUAACAAGACAAAUGCCGAGUGGCCCACAUACCGAGCAUUCAGGUCCGCGGCGACGCUCACGGGUCCCCCGCACACGAAGGAAGGCCCAUUUAUUCUUGGCAAAACUUCAAAAGGACCCAGCAAAACAGAGCACCAACAUACCAAUCCCAACACGCAUUUAAAACCUACCGUCCUCGAUCAAGAAUCAAAACUGCUGCUGCCAAGCAUCAAGCAAGCAACGAUGGGCACUCGUAGUGAUCCCACAUACCAAUGGAAGCUAUGUUCAGCACAAGAAGCUCUGCUUCUUUUGAUCUUUGCUGCUGUGGCCAUCGUAGGACUUUGUGCAUCGGCCACCCUUCGGAAGAAGAGGAUUACCACUGAGACAACAACUGCAGAGCAAGCGGAUGGAGUUGUUGAAGAUGCUGACAAGAAUGAAUCCAUCGGUAAGUCGGCAGAUGAAGAGAUUGUGUCCAGUUGGGGAGUGAUCAAGAAAGUUCUGAUAAACUCAUUGCAUUUGAACGAAGGGACAAAGCGGGUGGUGUUGGAGAAUGGUGGAAACUCGCAAGAAGAAAUGGAGAUCAUGGAUGACCGAGGAGGACCAGAAGGAUGCGAGAACACUAUGGGGUUGGCCGUCUGGCAGAGGAGGAUACUAAUGGGGGAGAGAUGUCAGUUGCCAAAGUUCAGUGGUCUCAUCCUCUAUGAUGAACACGGGCGCCCCGUCCACAACAGCUCCAACAACGACACACCGCAUCAGGUAAAAGAAACACCAGUUGUGACCACUCUUAAGGACUUGCUUUAAAUUCUCGUUAGCUUAUCAGCAUCCUCGAGUUGCAGAAGAAGAAUAAAGUUCUUGAGCUGUAGAAGAUGAGUAUAUCCAUUUGCAGUAAUUAGCACAUAUGGUAUUUCUUCCAUUAGUGUUCAAGUGGAAAUUGACUGCUGCUUUCAUGGAAUUUCUUAUUAAUUUUAUAUUUGUAAUAUAAGCAUCACUAAGAAAAAGGUUGGAUAAGGAGAGACAUAAAUGGUAUAUGCAAGCUUGUAAGAGUUUAAGACAUGCAAAAUCAUUGUUCAUUCUCUCAUUUUUGCUUUUCUAUUGAUAUCACAUAAAGGAUUAUAAGCAUCAGGUUGCUGUUAAUGUUUAGAUCGAGAAAGUUCCACGCAAACUGUGAU
Molecule: messenger RNA, 1435 nt
Organism: Elaeis guineensis (African oil palm)
Lineage: Eukaryota; Viridiplantae; Streptophyta; Magnoliopsida; Arecales; Arecaceae
Source: RefSeq, a predicted model, not a curated record